AUGGCUCGCACCCGGUGUAAGCCGCUCGAGCAACCCCUAGCAACGAGAUCCAAAAAUGGUCUUGCUAACAAUAGCCGCCGUGCAAUCGCAGCUUGGUCCGCGUCCAUUGGAAACCUCCUCUCGUCGAAAUCACCGACCGGGAAAGAGGGUACAAAGAUAAGCCGUGACACCUUUACCUCUAUAUCCGAAGCUCACACCGCGAGUCUAUCUCGGGAUUCCCCACAACCGCCGCCAUCAAGGAGUUCGAGGCCAAGCUCUAGGCCGAUGAGUAUCGUUCAGCCUUACCAGCCGCCGCUUCUCGAAGUUGAGCAAGACACGUUACCCGAACUGCAGCCUGUAUUCACCUUUUUGAACAGUCAUUCCAAGAAGAUUUAUACUGAAGGAUAUUUUUUGAAGUUGAAUGAUCUGAAUCCAGAUGGUAAACCGAGCCAGGACAGGUCGUGGGUUGAGUGUUUUGCUCAGCUUGUAGGAACUGUACUAUCGCUAUGGGACGCUACUCAGCUCGACGCCGCAGGUCACGAUGGCGAAGUUGUGCCGACAUACCUCAAUCUUACCGAUGCUUCGAUCAAGAUGAUUGACACUUUGCCGACAAGGUCGCCGGAUGUGCCUCCUCUCACAAACGUUCUCAGUAUUUCUACGGCUGGUCGAAAUCGAUACCUCUUCCAUUUCAACUCACACCACUCCCUGACACAAUGGACGGCUGGGAUCAGGCUAUGCAUGUUUGAGCACUCCUGCCUACAGGAGGCUUACACCGGAGCUUUGAUCGCGGGGAAGGGCAAGACAUUAAAUAGUAUUAAUACCAUAAUGGAGAGGGCCAGAUUCAAGUAUGAGGAUUGGGCCCGGGUUCGGUUCGGAGCGGGAACCCCUUGGAGGAGGUGUUGGGCUGUUAUCACACCGCCGGACGAGAAAUCCGUCAAGAGGCAAAAGGCAAUCCUGAAAAAGGCAAACAAGUCUGCUUAUAAUGCUGUUCCGUUUCUCAAAGGCGAUAUAAAGUUCUACGAGAACAAGAAGAGCAAAAAAUCACAGCCGAUAGCAACCAUCACGGACGCUUUCUCGGCCUAUGCAAUCUACCCGCAAUCAAAACCGCUCAUUGAGCAGUCCACUUUGGUUAAGAUUGAGGGAAAAAUUACAAUAAAUUCAGAUCAUCCAACAACUAGUGAGGGGUUCGUCUUUGUAAUGCCCGAAUCCCACCCCGCUGUUAGUGGGUUCGAGAUAAUGCUCCGCUGGCUCUUUCCCACAUUCGAUGUGUUUGGGCUAUAUGGGCGUCCGGGGAGACUUAUUGCAGGCGUUGACGAUCCCAAGGGGUUGAUGUUUGCUAUGCCAAGGGAGCGACAGUACGGAUAUUUACAGGUGGAGGAUAUUGUGGGACUGAUCGUGACAGAAGGUGGAUCGAUCAAUUCAGAAUCAGAGUGGAGACUGAAGUUGAAGGAGUUGACAGCGGCAAAGAUAAAGAAUGGGGCGACUCGUGCAAGACCAAGAACCAGUCUUCCGGCUGGGCAGAGAUUCCCGGGUGUGACAUUCCGGGAUGACUCUUCGGGAUCGUCAUCUUCGUUGCCUAUACCCGCAUCACAGAUUCCUCCCCAGCAUGUCCCUAUGGGCACUCCUCCCUUAACUUCCGCGGUUUAUCAUCAGCGCUCUACUUCCGAAUCCACAGGUUAUUUGGAAUACCAGAGACAACAGCGAGGUCCUCCGUCUUUAGGAUCCAUGGCUGAGAGACAAGAAGGCUACGACCAAGCACUACCUACUGGGAGAAGUGAUUCCUCCUCCGAUGAUAGUUUAUUCCAGGGUGCUAUUGAUCCCUCUGCUCGUCGCCUUCAACAGCAGACCAGCCAGCCGUCGCCAGACCUAGUACCGGCUACCCCCAUAAUGAUGCAUUCCCCAAGCUCAAAACCUCCGCACAUGUUACCACAAAUGAGGUCGCAAGGGCCGUCACAUGACUUGCAGGUAGGAUUGGGUGUUCAUCAAGAUCAGGAUCUACCCAGACGUUCCACCGAGAGUAACUUGUUUGAUGGGAUGCCUCUAAGGAGUGGCAAUACCACUGGAGCGGACCCAGCUCUACCACCAUCAGCAUUCCCUCCAUCCUUAAUGUCAAAUGGGUCUGCCCCAACAUCGAAACAAAUAAGCGCAAUGUAUCCUCCUCCCCCACCCCCGCUUUUACCCAGUCAGCAGUCCCAAAUCACGGCUCAGAGUUACCUUCCAUACCAAUCUCUAAUCGAACCUCCCCCAGGAUUUGCUCCACAAUAUUCACAAGUUCUGCUUGCUGGCCCACCGCCAACCAAUGACAGGAAAGAAGCCUAUGAAGAAGGUUAUGCUAACAGGCCACCACCACCACCCGUCCAUAAACAUCCUGUUGGGUCCGUACAAUCCAUGAACCCUCCCCCUCUCAGUAGAGCCGAGAGCCUUAGAGUGGAGGAGGCCAAGCCUCCAAGGUUUUCAUGGCAAGACACAGAUGUGCCGACACCCGUCCAACUUACUAGCGGGCGUGAAAUCACGGCAGGUUCGGAUCCCCAGCCGCCGCCACCAAUCCCUGCAAACGCCCUGUUCAAACGAAUUAACCAUCCAACGGUCCCAGGCAUUCAGACAAACGUCGGCACAAAACCUCCACCUGAACAGUUUUCCGCAGCCGCCGACGAUUCCCCCACUAGUGCAGAACUCGCAAGUCUUGCCCAGCACAUGAUAAGCGAUGAAGCCUUGAAUAGGAUCGGAACGGACCAUGGGACGGGCGAUGAAGAUACCCUUGAUCGAAAACGGGCUCAACGGAUGCAGCGAAUGCUUACUGACAGCGGAAGUGAAUAUGAAGAUGAUGAUGAGCCAGAUUAUUCUAGUAUUCAUACUACACGCGAGGAACCACCGAAGCGUGACGCUGACAUGCCGAGGGCUGGAGUUAUGAAGGUAGUUGGGGGGGCAUCGGAGCCAGAGGUUGUGGUUGGAGAUGCCCGCUAUCGUCCUAGCACCUCUGGCCAAAUCCAAGACUCCCCUGAGAUACCCAAGGUUGACUUUGGAACGACGAUCAAUCACGGACGUACUCUCUCCGCCGAAUCCAGGGGUGUCAGCAGGGGAAACGCGCAGAUUAUAGACCAGGAUGAGCAAGGCCCCCAUUCACUCCAUGGAACUUUAAUAGGUGGUGACCCUCGACGUCAGUCAAUGGGCCUUAGCGGAGACCUUUGGGGCCAGAAUCGUGCGCCUUCAAGAUCUUCAGGUGCUAGUGAGGAGAGACGAGAGUCUUGGAAUCGACCGUCCCCCGAUUCUGUGCAUGAGAGGGCGGGGUCACAUGGGUCAGAGAGUGGAGAGUCGAAGCGCAGGAGCGUAGUGUGGCAGCCUGGAAUGGCUCAAGUUGGGGGUGGGCGAAGCCCAGACAGGAGAGACAAUGCAGAGCAAUAUGUUGCCGAAAAAGCGGCAGCCGCUGCCGCCCAACACCAGUCAAGAAGCAGAUAUGUCCAUCAGCGGAAGACUUCGGGCACUUCACCAACAAGCGGCCGCAAUCCUUCUGCUGAGCACCUUCCUCGACCUGCUUCUCGCGGCGGAGAGGCGGCAUUCGCCUCAAAUGGAUUGGCCUCUGGCGCUGUGGAUAUAUCAAACCAUCUCUCCGCACGAGAACAGGAAUAUGUUGCAAAGCAAACGGGCUCAACAUUGUUAUAUAUUGAUAAUGCGAAACACAAGCAGCUGCCUCACCGAGCGGGGCUUCUGGGAGCAAUUGAGGCUAGAGAACUAGAGAAGCGCAAAAUGAGGGAAUCGUGGACGCAUGGCGGUAGCUCCGAUAGUGCUACUGUCCAGCAAGCCAUUGCUCAGAGACAGCAGCAAAAACAACAGCAAAAACAGCAACAACAACAACAACAGUCUAGCCAGCGCUCAUCUCCCAGGGGCAUGGGAAGCCAGAGUCCCGGAUUUACUCAAUAUGGUGGCGCACCCUACUUGCCUUUACAACAGCAACAGGCAGGUUUUGGAUACCCCCAGCAACCGCCGCAAUCGCAGCAGUAUCAACAACAAUAUUUUGGCCGUCAACCCUACGGGCAACCACAAUACGGCCAGCAGCAACCUGGCCAAGGCGGUUUCGCAAGGUAGUUGGUAACUGAGCUAUUCAUGGCCUUUUCGUUUCCUUUUCCCUUUUCUCUUCAUUUUUAUUUUUCUUGUCGGGGUGUUUUCUUUUUCCAUACAUUUUGGACUCUGGAGCUUUGUCACGAGCAAACAUUAUUAUUUGCUGGGCUUUCUUUUUUUUUUUUGUUCAAUCUUCUUGCAAUGGCGCGAUAAAAAGGGGAGUUAGGGAUGGGAGGAUAGGAGGGGGAUUGAAGGAGAGAUGGUGAAACAGUGAAAAAAAACUUAUUCCUAUUUUUCUUUUCUUUUCUUUCUUUUUUUCGGCUCGUUGUCGUUUUGUUUCUUGUCUCAUCAGUAUGAUAGCAUGUCCAGGCUCUUUCUACUUUCUACUUUAUACAUUCUGCUUUUCCUUUCCCUUCUCGUCUUUCCCGGAACUAACUAAAACUUACCUUGUAUUUUCUUGUCUCUGUCCUGUCUUUCUAUGCAUCUUGAAGCGCGGGGAGGAAAGAAAGGGAAAAAAAAAACGGUUUCAAAGGCCUUACGAUAGGAGCCGUAAUAUCUGGUUUAUGGGUUCAAACUUUUUUUUUCCCAACCUUCCUCUUGCCUGUGCGUUUUU
Messenger RNA from Tuber melanosporum (Perigord truffle), 4648 nucleotides. RefSeq lists its product as uncharacterized. NCBI's taxonomy places the organism in Eukaryota, Fungi, Ascomycota, Pezizomycetes, Pezizales, Tuberaceae. The transcript has 3 exons. The coding region runs from base 1 to 4062 and encodes 1353 amino acids. The record is from RefSeq and is a predicted model, not a curated record.